This is a messenger RNA of Amyelois transitella, 2570 nucleotides long. RefSeq names its product repressor of RNA polymerase III transcription MAF1 homolog (gene Maf1). Bases 533 to 1201 code for a protein of 222 amino acids. The transcript has 4 exons. The record is from RefSeq and is a predicted model, not a curated record. Gene Ontology annotation, molecular function: RNA polymerase III core binding. Gene Ontology annotation, biological process: negative regulation of transcription by RNA polymerase III. NCBI's taxonomy places the organism in Eukaryota, Metazoa, Arthropoda, Insecta, Lepidoptera, Pyralidae. Gene Ontology annotation, cellular component: nucleus.
CUCUAUGGAUUAGUUUCUCUUUGUUUGUCAAUCCAUACAAGCCCAAUAUCCAAGCAUCUUUGAUUUUUGUUGUGAUUUUUUAGAAUUGCUGCUUUUUAAAAAGUAGUUUCCAUUGUAAAGUGAUAUUAAAUUAAUGUUCCUUUGUUUGAUUACAUUUGUGACGAUGUCUUCUAUGGAUUUUGAUUUGUAAUAUUUACGAAAGUGUUACGUAUAACAAUUUUGUGGGACAACAAGUGAAGUGACGCGCUCUCCUUGCAGAAGCCAAUAACAAGCUAUAAAUAAUUUGCUUCACGGUAAUACCGAUUUGAAAAUCAAAUUUUUCCUUUAUUUGUGAUGUACCCGCAUUCCAUCACAGCGGAAGAACAGAAGACGAAUCUUAUUCCGAGUGUGAAACUUCUACACUCAAAAAGAAAAGGAAUAUUCAUACACCCCUCUGCUAUGUACAGAAGUAGUGCACGGUGCUGCACGAUAAGAAUACCGUUUAUAUCAAGAAGUUUGUGUGGUUAAAAGUCGCCGGAUACAUUUAGGCAGGAUGAAACUCUUGGAGAGUGGACACUUGGAGGCUCUUAGCCGAGCGCUGUCGAUCCUAAACGGCGACAGUGCAGUGCAGGGCCGUGUAGAGAGCUACAGCUGCAAGAUGGCAGGUUCUGAAAAAGCUUUCUACAAGAAGUUUACGGCUGAUGGAGAAACUACUCAUAAUCUCCAGGCCCUUUCACCACCAGAGGGUAUCCCAUAUAGUCGAAGCCUUUCUGGUGAUGAAGAUGGCGUGUUGUGUGAUACAAUCUCUCGGAAGACAUUGUUCUAUCUGAUUGCAACACUGAAUGCUGCCUUUCCAGAUUAUGAUUUUUCAAUGGCAAAGAGCAGUGAAUUCAGUGCAGAACCAUCCCUGAGUUGGGUACAGGGGGCAGUGGAUGCAGCUCUUUCUGCAGUAGGGGGGAUGCGUUGGCGACAGCUGCGACCUGCUCUGUGGUCAGCCAUAGACAAGGAAGUGGUCCUCUCAGAGUGCCGCAUUUACAGUUACAACCCAGACUUAGCCAGUGAUCCUUUUGGAGAACCAGGCUGCUUGUGGGCUUUUAACUAUUUCUUUUACAACAGAAAGCUAAAACGCAUUGUAUUCUUCACUUGUAGAGCUAUGAGCCCUGUGUGUGCAGUUGACUCUGGUGUCGACUUUGCCAUGGAUGAAGAUGAAGAAUAUAACUGAACAAAAAUAAUAUCAUAAGUUUAACUGUUUCAAUAAUUUUAUUUUCGAUAAUGGUUUUAACAUCCUCAUUACUAACCAAAGUUUCAAUUAUUAUUUUGGUCUUGUCUAACUGGAUAUUUAAUAAUCCUUUUGCUUGAUCUAGACUAAGUACAUACAAUUUACUUCACUUUACAUUUGAAUUAGAAAUGUGUCUGCUUCAAGAAUUUGAUAUUUAGCAGUCAAACAUAUUUGAAGCAAUUAUUUGUAUGUGUUUUUUUAUUUACGUAUGUAUUAAUAAACUACAUCCACAACUUAUGUUUUUAAAAAAUGUGGAUUAUUAAAUUAUUAAAUGCACUUUAAAAAAAUAUUUUACGUAGCAACUAUUGCAAUAAGUUUAAAAGAAAAAGCUUUUAUAUUUUUAAUUUUUUUCUAAAGAUUUUUAACAAGUAUUUUUAGUUUUACAGUUAUCCUUUGAAAUAAUGAUGGUGUCUUUGAUCUAAGUACCUACUAAUCACUACUUAUAAGUUCAUUAAAAGUUAGGAUUUAUGCAAUGUCAUAUUCAAGUACAAAAUUAAUUGUGUACAACAAUACAUACUUUUAAAGUAGGUAUACCAGUUAAUUAUCUUAUAGUGCUAGAAAAUAGUGGAUUCACUGUUCUAGUGUUAGUUUUAUAGUGUACACAACUAUAAAUUUUAUUUGGUGUAAGAAUUUAAUAUAAGGAGAAAGUAUAUGUUUUUUGCUUUUGAAAAUUACAUUACUUAUUGACUCACCAUCUGCUACAAUAUGAGAGUUCUGACAAAUCUUUAAUUGCGACAAAGUUAUGAAAUAGCAACAAGAAGUGAUGUAAACAGUUUCUGUAUCGAAGCAAUUUGUUUUUUUUUUUUUCACUGGUGGCUUUUAUAUAAGUUAGCACCUUCUUUUUUGCUUCUACAUAUUUAACAUUUGUAAAUUUAAUCAAAUAUUACUUUUAAGAUUCUGCUACUACUUAAUUAAAAAAAAAUGUGAUUUGUUCCAUUUUAUGAUUCGUUAUUAACAACCAAUUAAAGAAUGCACAUUAUAAAGGAAUCUAACUUUAGUACCUCAUUGGAAAAAUAUUGAUCUCAUUCAAAGCCAAUACUUAUUUUUUUUAACAGAGAUCUUUAAGAUUAGAUUACUGCGGCAAUUCUUUGUGUCUGCUCUGGGUUUCACUAAGAUGACUUUAAUAAGAUAUCGUGAUAGAAUAUAUUAAUGUGGAUAGAAUAAGUCACUUUGAAUAGUCCGCCUAUAGUUCAAGGCGUCACCUGUACACAUUGGGGAUAAUAACCAUUCAUCAUUAUAAACAAAACUUCUGGUUACUAUCCGCCAUGCCUUUUACAUUAUAUUGUUAGUAGAAUAAUAAAUUUUUCGUCUC